GCACACAACGCGCACUUUUCGCCCGCCUUGAGGUGUGCACCUGUGAACACAUCAGUGAACGCCGCCGCACUCUCCCUCCCUUGUCUCUCCGCCACUCUCCACCCACCACCCCAUACACACCCACACACAUACAUACUCCACCCUACCACGAACCGACUCCGACCACCCACCCACACACCCCUUCGUUGCCCUCCUGGCUUCAGCCGCCAAGAGAGAGACCUCGCGGACAAGGAAGGCAACGCCUACACUUCCUCCAGCAAACCACUGUACCUCCAUCCCCACAUCAAUAACAUACAUCACAACACCCCUUUUGCCGCCUUCGUUCACCUCCACCCCUCCGCUCCUUCAAAGCCACGACCGACCACAUCCCCGUCGCCCCCCCCCCCUACACGCACACACACACACGUCCCUAUCACGUGUAGCGACCCUCCACCAUGGACCAAGGCGCCUCCCAAGACACCUCCGGGUACGCCGACCUUGAGCUGACAGAGCUCAAACUGCCUGUUGCCGGCGCCGUCAGCAACACAGUGGCGCGCAUGCACUGUCUCACCCCGCGCUCGUCCAAGCUUGCUUCGCGAUCCACCGUCGAGUCCAACUCGCGGUCGCCGUCGUCGUCGUCAUCGGUGCACACGCCGGCUGCAGUCACGCUCAACGAGCACCCACAUCAGGGAAACCACUGCCAAUCCACACCCGUCUCGUUUGCGCCCGUGAGCUUGUCGCCCAUCUCCGCCACGCGGCCCGUGCCACGCCAGGGCUUCAACGACCACAACCAGGCCACAUCCACACUCGUAGACAACAACGGCGAGCCACCAUGCAAGCGCCCGGCCCUGUCCACUGGCCUCUCCUACAGCACGGCGCUCCCUGGCCCAACGCACCACUCCCUGCUCGCAGCAGACAACAGCCACAACCACAACUACAACCACAACCACAACCACACCCACAACCAAACCCAAAGCCAAACUCAAAGCCACAACCACCAGGAGCAUCAGCCUCUUCUUCAGCAGCAACAGCUGCAGGCUCAAAACGCGCACAUGCCGCUUGGCCAAGACAGCGCACACCCUAACUACCAGCAACAUCAUCAUCACCUUCAUCAGCAUCACCAGCACCAGCACCAGCAGGAGCAGGCAGUCAACUCUCACGCUCUGGCAACGACAAGCACUGGCGCAGCCGCGGCAAGCACAUUCCAACCCCCCGUGGCCAAUGGGGAUAUGGCCCAAGCACCAAGGCACCACCAUGACACACACCACCAGCACCAACACCACCAACACCACCAUGACACACACCAUGACACACACCACCAACACCACCAACAGCAACAGCAGCAACAGCAGCACCAGCAGCACCACCAUCACCAGCAGCCAUUCAGCCCUGUGCACACGCACCAACUUCCCAACCCUCCUCAUGCGAUUGAGGGUGUGCCAACGCCACCAAUUGCACUCAGCCGCCACGCCUCGGCCUCAAACAUGGCAUCGCAAAUCAGCACGGCAGACAUCGUAACUGAGCAGCCGGUGGCAGAUGCUACAACUGCUGGCGUCGUGACAACUACACAACCAACACAACCAACACAACCAACACAACCACACCACCAAUACCCGUUUGUUCCCUUCCACCACCAACAGCAGCAGCUGCAGUACUUUUACCAACAGCAGCAGCAGCAGCAGCAGCAGCAGCAGCAGCAGCAGCAGCAGCAGCAGGCACCAUACCAGCAGCAAUAUGGAGAGCAGUCGCACCAAGAUGCCUACCUCUCACACAACCCGCAGCAGCAGUACAGCAGCAACAAUUACAACAACUACAACAACUACAACAAUGGAGCAGCAACAGGUGAUGCCAUGACAGCAGCUGCAACAGCAGGAAGCAGAGCCCAACCACUCUCAUCAUCAUCGUCGUCGUCGUCACUGCCAUCGUCAUCGAAGCAGCAUGCCAAGCAACUGGCUGGCCCCACGCACCGCCGCUUGUUCGUGCGUGAACCAGAGCUGCCUGCCAUUGCUGUUGACAGUAGCAUUGUUGAUGCGCCACAGGCAACGCCGCACAACGCCAACGCCCGUAGCACCCAGGUGUCCCCGCAGAAGAAGGAAGCGAAGCCCACCAAGACGCUCGUGGGCCUGACACAACGUUUUGCCGGCGCAUUGCGUGAUGCCUCUGAUGAACCGCUCGAUUUGAACUUGGCGGCAAAUGUCAUUGGCGUUCCAAAGCGCCGCAUCUACGACAUUACAAACGUCAUGGAAGGCAUUGGCAUGAUCAACAAGGUUGCCAAGAACAAAGUUGUGCUGACUCAGGCCUGCCGCGGCCGCAGCGCUGAAGAGCUCGAGAACAUCAAGGCGGAACUGCGUGCGCUGCAGCAGCAGGAGCAGGAUGUCUUCAGCAAAGUGCACGCCAUGUUUGACCAGGUGUCACAGCUCCGUGAAAAAUGCGCAAAACACGCAUUUGUUGAUCGCGAUGAUUUGCGUGGUCCGCGCAUUCUUCCCGGCAGUGGUUACAAAGCAGUCGUCGAGGCCGUCGCAGACACAGAAAUUGAGGUCGAGUGCCCACGCAACAUC
Molecule: messenger RNA, 2537 nt
Organism: Salpingoeca rosetta
Lineage: Eukaryota; Choanoflagellata; Craspedida; Salpingoecidae
Exons: 6
Biological process (GO): regulation of transcription by RNA polymerase II
Cellular component (GO): RNA polymerase II transcription regulator complex
Molecular function (GO): RNA polymerase II cis-regulatory region sequence-specific DNA binding; DNA-binding transcription factor activity, RNA polymerase II-specific
Source: RefSeq, a predicted model, not a curated record